AUGAUUGAGACUAUCGUUCAGGCGUUACGCAAGCUUGUAUCACUUGGCAAUGGCAAACAGGAUGCUUAUCUCGACCUUGAUUAUGAUAAUCUCCUCUUUGUCGAUCUGGAUGGCAAACCUGUCGGCGGUCGGACAUGCAACAUCAUCUACGAGGACGACGACCCGCACUCCGAAGUGCGUAUCGUACUUGACGAGAAGGGCAAGGUCGUGGACAUGUAUAUGGGCGACCUAGAUGCUGGCUUGUGGACUAGGGAGGCGCAUAAAAGUUUCAAUUCGGAAAAUGUGACUGUUGAUCCCACAACCGUCACUGUCACGACGGAUGUUCUGGCGGGCAACGUGUCCCGACCCACGUUCCCUGCGAGUACGGCUGGGGCCCAGACGAGAUCGGGAAGCGUAGUGACACCUGCGCCGUUUGCGUACCAUCAUUAA
Messenger RNA from Pseudogymnoascus verrucosus, 429 nucleotides. RefSeq lists its product as uncharacterized. NCBI's taxonomy places the organism in Eukaryota, Fungi, Ascomycota, Leotiomycetes, Thelebolales, Thelebolaceae. The coding region runs from base 1 to 429 and encodes 142 amino acids. The transcript is spliced from 2 exons. The record is from RefSeq and is a predicted model, not a curated record.